AUGGCGCCCAAGCUGUGUGCGCUGUGUGAGGCGUCGCGCGCGGUGCUGCGGCGCCCCAAGACCGGGCAGAUGGUGUGCAAAGAGUGUUUCUUUUACGUGUUCGAGACAGAGGUGCACAAUACCAUAACGAGCGCGCGCCUUUUUUCGCGGGGCGACCGCGUCGCGAUCGGCGCGAGUGGCGGAAAAGAUUCGACGGUGCUUGCGCAUGUGAUGAAGACGCUGAACGAGCGCUACGACUAUGGCCUCGAGCUGAUUCUGCUGAGCAUUGACGAAGGCAUCACGGGCUACCGCGACGACUCGCUCGAGACCGUCAAGCGGAAUCAGGAGCAGUACAACAUGCCGCUGACCGUCCUGGGCUACAAAGAGCUCUACGGCUGGUCGAUGGACGAUAUUGUCGCGAGUGUCGGGCGCAAGAACAACUGCACGUUCUGCGGCGUGUUCCGGCGGCAGGCGCUCGACCGCGGCGCGGCGUCGCUCGGCGUGGACCACAUUGUGACCGGGCACAAUGCGGACGACAUUGCCGAGACGAUCCUCAUGAACGUGCUGCGUGGCGACAUUGCGCGCCUCGAGCGCUGCACCGAGAUCAUUACCAAGGGCCCUGAGCUCGACGAGGAUGCCCAGGGGUGCGGCGGCGGCGCAUCGUUCGGCGGCAGCGGCAUCAAGCGCAGCAAGCCGUUCAAGUACGCGUAUGAAAAAGAGAUUGUGAUGUACGCCUACUUUAAGCAGCUCGACUACUUUUCGACCGAGUGCAUCUACUCGCCGAACGCGUACCGUGGGUACGCACGCACUUUUCUCAAGGACCUCGAGAGCAUCCGCGCCUCGAGCAUUAUCGAUAUUAUCCAUGCGGGCGAGAAUCUGCACGUUGCGGGGCAGGUCAAGCGCGCGGUGCAGCGCACCUGCGAGCGCUGCGGCUACAUCUCCUCGAAUGCGCUGUGCAAGGCAUGCGUGCUGCUCGAGGCGCUCAACCGCGGAAAUCCCGCGCUCGGCAUCCGCUCGGACAAGUCGCGGACCGUGCGCGAGGAGCGCGACGAAAACAUCGGGCGGACGAUUCCCAAGUGGCAAGGUGUCCAAGCAGCGAGCGCGUCGGCGAAUGCGUGGUAG
This is a messenger RNA of Malassezia japonica, 1101 nucleotides long. RefSeq names its product cytosolic thiouridylase subunit Ctu1 (gene CTU1). Gene Ontology annotation, molecular function: tRNA binding. Gene Ontology annotation, cellular component: mitochondrion; cytosolic tRNA wobble base thiouridylase complex. The record is from RefSeq and is a predicted model, not a curated record. NCBI's taxonomy places the organism in Eukaryota, Fungi, Basidiomycota, Malasseziomycetes, Malasseziales, Malasseziaceae. The transcript has a single exon. The coding region runs from base 1 to 1101 and encodes 366 amino acids. Gene Ontology annotation, biological process: tRNA wobble position uridine thiolation.